AAUCUUGCUGAAAAGAGUGACAAGAGGAAAAAAACUUCACCUUAACUCACCAAGCUUCAUCUGAGAUAUUUUCCCAAGGAGUACUGGGACUGUCCCCAUGGUCUCAGAAGGAUACUUGGGACUCUAAGCUAAUGGAACUUGUUUAAUUGAUUAAUUAAUUUCAUUGUACAUCACAAAAUCACUUUUGAACAUUAUUUAAUUUAACUAUUAUAUGUUUUUUUAACAAAAAAGUGAGUGCUGGACUAAAGUUGUCAAGAAAACUUAACUUUUUUGUAGCUUUUUUUUCAUUCACAAUAUCUGUCUCCAGGAAUAGGUGUUCUGAUAAUCCAUAGCCAUGGCACUGCUGGACACAGAGUUUGGGGUGAAGGGCAGCAGCAUCAUCAGAGAGUGGAGUGGACAGGUCCAGCCAGCUCUGGUCGCCUCCUUUGUUUUCCUCUUCUGUCUAGAAGCCUGUCUAUGGGUCAGGAAUCUCAGACUCAAGAGAAGGCUGCCAGGACCCUUUGCCUGGCCGGUGGUGGGCAAUGCCAUGCAGCUGGGGCAGAUGCCUCAUAUCACCUUCUCCAAGCUGGCAAAGAAGUACGGCAACGUGUAUCAGAUACGCCUGGGCUGCAACAACAUAGUGGUGCUCAAUGGAGACACAGCAAUACGAGAAGCCUUGGUUCAACACAGCACAGAGUUUGCAGGCAGACCCAACUUUGUGUCUUUUCAGAUGAUUUCAGGAGGCAGGGGCUUGACUUUCACUAACUACAGCAAACAGUGGAAAAUGCACAGGAAAAUUGCACAAUCUACCAUUAGAGCGUUCUCCUCUGCCAACAGCCAGACCAAGAAAGCAUUUGAGCACCACGUUUUGGGAGAAAGUAUGGAUCUUGUGCAGGUAUUUCUGAGAAUGAGUGCAGAUGGACGAUAUUUUAAUCCCUCUCAUGAAUUUACAGUAGCUGCUGCAAAUGUAAUCUGUGCACUGUGCUUUGGAAAGCGUUAUGGCCAUGAUGACAUGGAGUUUAGAACCCUUCUGGGCAGAAUGGACAGGUUUGGAGAGACAGUGGGGGCUGGCAGCUUGGUGGAUGUCAUGCCCUGGCUUCAGAAUUUCCCAAAUCCUGUCCGCAGCAUCUACCAGAAUUUCAAACAUAUAAAUAAGGAGUUUUUUGCCUUUGUGAAAGAUAAAGUGAUGCAGCACAGAGAAACCUUCACGCCUGAUGUGACGCGUGACAUGAGUGAUGCCAUCAUUAACGCGAUUGAGCACAGAAAGGACAGUGGACUGGCCGACGACUUUGUUGAAGGAACAGUCGCAGACCUCAUUGGAGCCGGCCAAGAAACAAUGUCAACCAUUUUCCAAUGGAUUCUCCUGCUUUUGAUUAAAUACCCCAACAUCCAAACCAGGCUGCAGGAGCAGAUUGACAAAGUGGUAGGCCGUGACAGGCUGCCCUGUAUUGAGGACAAAGCCAGCCUGGCUUACCUAGAUGCUGUUAUCUAUGAGACCAUGCGCUAUACCAGCUUUGUACCCCUCACCAUCCCACACUCCACCACCUCAGAUGUCACCAUCGAAGGCUUCCACAUUCCCAAAGACACAGUGGUCUUCAUCAACCAGUGGUCCGUCAACCACAACCCUUUAAAGUGGAAGGACCCACAUCUCUUCGACCCCUCACGGUUCCUCGAUGAAAAUGGUGCCCUUGACAAGGACCUGACCAACAGCGUCAUGAUCUUCUCCACUGGUAAGAGACGAUGUAUUGGCGACCAGAUUGCCAAGGUGGAAACAUUUUUAUUUACAGCAGUCUUGCUUCACCAGUGUACCUUUGAGAGCAACCCAUCAGAGGCCCUGACCCUUGACUGUUCAUAUGGGCUCACACUGAAGCCUCUCCACUACACCAUCACAACCAAGCUCAGGGGGAAGCUGCUCGGUCUGGUGUCCCCUGCAUAAAAAUCUCAUCCCAUUAUUGUGGGCAACAUUGCCAAUCAAUUACAUUUUACAGUGAGUAUAAGCAAACCUGCACUGAAUGCUGUUGUUGAAGAGUGUCAUAUUUCAUAUUUAAUAUUUAAUUAAUAUCUGAACACAAUUGAAUAUGUUUGCAAUGUUGUUGAUACAGAAUUGAAAGUAUGAUUACAGUAAUGGAAAGUUUGCUAGGUAGAAAUGGAUCUCCUUUGUUGGGGGCCAGGGGUCGAGUCGUGGGGUCAAUGAAGUUGAACAGGCUCUCAAACUAUGUACCUGAUCAUAUUCUUUAAGGAAGUAUACUUUUGUUUUAUAUACAUUUUGAGUGUUGAGCUUACUUCAUAAACAGUAUUCAGCAUGUUAACGUAUGAAAAUAUGUGCAUGAAACUAAAAUAUCACUCAAAAGUCAAUGGAAGGUUAUAUCACAGUGGAAUAUGAAUGUUGUCGUCACACCCAAGGAACCACAAUUUGUUGCGUUGAGGACUUGUCGGAUUCCUCGCAUCAAGAUGGUGAUGUAUCAAUGUAGUUAACCUUUUCACAUAAAGCAGUCACAAAAUAUUUGUAUAGAUAUAUUUCAGGUAUGAAAAUUAUUUGUAUUCUUAUCCAAUCCACUAUCUACUGUACACCAUGAAUAUGUUUCAAUGGAGAGGUUUCAAUGUUUCCAAUGUUUCAAUGGAGAGAUGGAUUUGGAAUUGUGGGAUUGAUAAUGCUGAUGAAUACAUGGGAGAUGACCAACUCUGACACUGACUGCAUUGAUCUCCUUAGAAAUCUACUGAACAGGCCCUCCAGCUACACAACCCAUCCCUUCAUAUCCAAACUAACUGUCACUAAAUACAAUACUACUACACAAAUCAAUGGAAUUGUCAAGUCUUUAUGUAUUUAAACAAAUGCAUGUCUGUUUACACCUCAAGGGUCUGAAAUCUAUAUGGAUGUCAUUUCACCUUUGUCAAAGAGCACGUAUUCAAGAAUUUAUGAAAUAGUGUUCAGAAUCUCUGCCUCUCUCAAACCAAGAAACUCAACUACAGCAUGCGUUGAAUGUCCAAGCAAGGAUUCAUCAUAGAAAAUACUGUGUUGAUUUUUUUUUUAAAUAAACAAAUUAUAUGCUUGAAAAAUCAGAUAUCUGGAAUGAAUAAAGCAACGUUUUAAACAGUCA
Molecule: messenger RNA, 3077 nt
Organism: Oncorhynchus masou masou (cherry salmon)
Lineage: Eukaryota; Metazoa; Chordata; Actinopteri; Salmoniformes; Salmonidae
Product: cytochrome P450 1B1-like
Exons: 1
Coding region: 335-1915 (526 amino acids)
Biological process (GO): hormone biosynthetic process; progesterone metabolic process
Molecular function (GO): steroid 17-alpha-monooxygenase activity; heme binding; iron ion binding
Source: RefSeq, a predicted model, not a curated record